AUGACCUCAGUUGGCAGCUACCACGAAAGCUCGAAGCCUUCAGCUCAAAAGUCGUCACCUUUACACGAUGAUAAUACCACACACACCACGAAUUCCAACCUCGAACAAGACUCGUACCCAUCGGACUGCGAAAGCGGGAUUUGUGGGCCUGCAAGCAAAGGAGCCCCGUUAAGCGCCCUUGAAGUCGACUCAUUCGAAAAUCACAAAUGGGAGGAGAUUUGUGAAGCCAUCGAGCAAAACCUCGUGUCGAGCUUGAGCGCUAGUGGGCUCGAAGUGCGGGUAGAGUCUGUUCGCAAGAACCGGUUUUCAGACGUUAUGGGCCGCGCGAAAGUUGAAUCCUUUAGCUUGUAUUCGAGUGCUGUGAGAGUGAAGUGUGGUGGGAGUGCAAAUGUGAAGUGUGCUUGGUUUGGUGCCUCCAAGAAUGAGAUUGAUAUGGUUAUUUCCCAUGGUUUCGGGCUUCACACGACUGGUCGAACGCGCGGUCAAGGGGUUUGGCUCUGUUUCGGUUAA
Messenger RNA from Striga hermonthica, 510 nucleotides. NCBI's taxonomy places the organism in Eukaryota, Viridiplantae, Streptophyta, Magnoliopsida, Lamiales, Orobanchaceae. The record is from the annotation of a GenBank genome assembly.